Plasmopara halstedii is the source of this 174-nucleotide messenger RNA. RefSeq lists its product as uncharacterized. The coding region runs from base 1 to 174 and encodes 57 amino acids. The transcript has 2 exons. The record is from RefSeq and is a predicted model, not a curated record. Lineage: Eukaryota; Oomycota; Peronosporomycetes; Peronosporales; Peronosporaceae.
AUGAUCGCUGUUUGUCAACCGUAUCUACCGAAUAUAUGCAAAAAGCUCUCUCCCUUAUGCGCACUUCUAAUGGAAGAUAAACAAGCACCAUUCGCGAUCUGUUAUCUUUUCAUGCGUAGGGCUAAGAAACGCAACAAGAAAGGCGCCGCCCGCGGCCAUCGUGUGACGAUCUGA